Messenger RNA from Brachypodium distachyon (stiff brome), 1257 nucleotides. Its product is annotated as Golgi SNAP receptor complex member 1-2. Bases 153 to 914 code for a protein of 253 amino acids. Gene Ontology annotation, biological process: endoplasmic reticulum to Golgi vesicle-mediated transport; vesicle fusion. Gene Ontology annotation, molecular function: SNAP receptor activity. The transcript has 5 exons. Lineage: Eukaryota; Viridiplantae; Streptophyta; Magnoliopsida; Poales; Poaceae. The record is from RefSeq and is a predicted model, not a curated record. Gene Ontology annotation, cellular component: Golgi medial cisterna; SNARE complex; cis-Golgi network.
ACCCCCUUCCUCGUCGUCGCAAACCCAAAUUUCCAAAUCCAAAUCGAGACUUUCCCCAGCAGUAGUUCCACACUCCAUUCCCAAUCCAAUCCUUCCUCCUCAGAUUCACCAGCCAGGAGAUCGGAUCGGGGAUCUGAUCGGCGGCGGAGACGAUGCACGGCGGGGGAUCAUCGGCGUCGGACGAGGCGGCGGCGGCGGCGCUGGAGCUGCAGGAGUCCGGGUGGGAGGAGCUGCGGCGGGAGGCGCGGAAGCUGGAGGGCGACCUCGACGUGAAGCUCUCCUCGUACGCGCGCCUCGCCGCGCGCUCCUCCUCGGCGUCUGCCUCUGCCUCGGCGGCGGCGUCCUCUUCCCCCACCGCCGACCGCUCCUCGUGGAAGUCCACGGAGCUCGAGAUCCAGGCGCUGCUCGACAAGCUGCAGGACGUCAACGACGCCAUGAGCCGCUGCGCCGCCCCCGCCGCCCCCGCCACCUCCGUCUCCCAGAAGCUCGCCCGCCACCGCGACAUCCUCCACGAGUUCACCCAGGAGUUCAGGAGGACGCGGGGGAACCUGAGCUCCAUGAGGGAGCACGCGGAUCUCCUCAGCUCCGUGCGCGGCGACAUCACCGAGUCCAAGGCUACCGGCGGCAUGUCGCCAAGGGUACAUUUGCUCAGGGAGAGGUCUUCGAUCCACGGCAGCAUCAACCAGAUCGAUGAGGUGAUUGGCCAAGCUCAAAGCACAAGAUCAGCCCUAUCCAAUCAGAGAGCCUUGUUUGGAGAUGUUCAGGGAAAAGUCAAGCAGUUGGGUGAAAAGUUCCCUGUAGUCCGAGGCCUUCUAGGUGCCAUCAAGCGGAAGAAAUCGAAGGACACGAUAAUUCUUUCAGCAGUCAUCGCGGCCUGCACCAUAUUUUUGAUCAUUUACUGGCUCUCAAAAUGAUGGGAUUCGAUGUUGAAAAAUGCUUGCUCUCGGGAAAGGCUUCCCCUCUCGGCACAUCAUAGCUGACAACUGAUGGCAUGAUAAAGACUUUGGGAUGAUUCAUUUGUUACAGCUAGGACAAGGGUUUAGGAGAUUCCUCCACUGUCUUUAGCUUUCGUGGAGUAUCUUGUUUCUGGAGAUCUCCCUCAUCAUGCAUAUGUAGAGCAAUUUUGCUUCCUUGAAUUGCCUGUCAGACCACGCUGGUUGAGUAAAUAUGAUGGCAUGCUUCUGUACUUUGUCUCGCAAUGUGUUUGCAGUUUGCACAUACGUUCUUCUGGAAUGCCAGUUUGCUGUUGUUGGUUUC